CACAAAGAAGACAACACAGUUCGGUGUUAGGUAAUGGAGUUGCGUUUGUUUUUGUUGUAUUCAGUAUAUAUACGGGGAUGAAAAUAGGUGCCUUACAGUUAAUACGUUGAAUCUUCGACACCGGAAACGUUUCAUUUAUGGAGAGGUUGUGCGCUAGAAAAUGGUUAGAAGCUCAGAAGUGCAAAUAUUUGCUGAUACAGUGUGCUAACAGUGGAGCUGUGUCAAGACCAUGUAGAUUUCUUAGUUCAGCUGAAGUGUCAGCGGCACUGAGGCCAUUUUAUUUUUCCGUUCAUCCAGACCUGUUUGGCCGAUAUCCUGCAGAAAGGAUUGUUAAUGAAAAUUCUUUAAAACAAUUGAGCUCUUACAUCGAAACUUUGCAACAGAAUCGUCCCACCAGACCAACCACUGUUACUUUCUACCUAAGGAACCAGAAUACGUUAGAUACUGGAACAUUUCGUUCGGUGAGAAUUAGCUUAGCACAGCGAGACUUAAGAAAAACUGUAUUAUCAAUUUUGAAAACUUGUGGCUUACCGACAACUUAUGUGGAUAAUAUUGAACCACAUCCAGAGAAGCCAAGAUUCGAGAGACUGAAUGUGAAGGUUGAUGAAAAUGAUCCAGUGUAUGGAAGUUUUGUACUUAAACAGCAGAUAAAGAAAGCUAAAGAUGCUGAGAAGUUGAUGAUUUGGCUCAAGAGUAAUGUGAGUGAGGCACUGAGGAAGCUUGCUGCUUGCCAGCCAGUGCGAGAGGAAAUUGUACGGCUGCAGAAAGGGCUUUGUGACACUUUGGGUGUGCAGAGUGUAGUUUGGGAUUGCGGUUGGAAUGUGACACAUUUCCGUGGCUGCUUGCUAAGCUUCCAGGCAUUGGCUCGUCACCACCCGAACAUCAUGCAUACCUUAAAAGGAAGGAAACUAAUUUUUGGUAAUGACACGGGAGUCAGUUUGGAUGGCCAUGUGAUGCUCAAUAGUGGUGAAGUGAGGCAUAAUUGGCUUGAUUUAAUAAAGAAUGUUCAUAAACAAGAUGCAGUACUUUACCGAAUUCCAGCAUUUGAAAAGGCUGUGUCAAGAGUUUUACGUGAUAUUAAAGUGGUUCGCAGGAAAUUUCAACCGAAAGUUAUGGCCAAACAGUAUGAAAACCAGUUGCGGCGGUUAACAACAUCAUUAAGCGAUCAUCAGGGACGCAUGGGUUAUCCAAAGGACUGGCCAGACAGUUUGAGCAAUUUUGAACUGGUUGUUGAAACGGAGGCAGGUCCACUGAUGCUGUCCCCAACUGGUCAGUUCAUUGUACCUUCCUCUUGCCCAGCAUUUCUUCUCGUCGCGUUCUUGAGUGAGAAUUUAGAUGCGGCCUCACGGCUGCUUCAGCGUUAUCAAAGAAACAAAUACGUGGAACGUGAUCUGCAUCAGCGCUGUGUGGGGGAAUUUGAGUUGGCAGCCUUGCAGAAAGAUGACAACAUUACACCUGAUCUGAUGAUUGAAUGUUGUGAUCGGCUUUUAAGGCACAAAACUGUGUUGUCUCCUUCACUGAAGGGAGUUCAUUUGUGGGUAACAAAUUAUUAUUCUGUUCUAUCAGAUGGAGAGGUGUGUAUCCCAUGGAACUGGAAGCUAUAAUUUUAGCUGGCCUUGUUAGUGUCAUGCUGCAGACUGAAAGUGCAGUGACGUACAAAUACAUCCUGACUUACCGCAUUCUCAGUUAAAUAGAUGCCUAAAUGAAUAUUGUAUUAAUGGGAUUUCACAGGGAUCUUAUUAAUUUGGUGCUUUUAGUGAAAGCAAAAAAAUACUGAGAUUAUUUGUUAAAAACAAAGAAUUAGGAGCCAUAAAUGAUGAAAAAUGUAUAGUUAGACAAAUAUUAUGUUUCACACUGUUCAUUAUCUGAGGUGUAUUUGAUGUGCACUUUUUUAACUGGUUCUUCAAAGCCCAUUCUGUUGUAGUGGUUAUACUGGAUGGUAAGAGAGAGACAUUGGGAAUCUUGCUGAUUCAUUCACACACACAGCUGAUUAGGUGGCAAGGCAUUAGGCUAGUUAAACUUUGGCUUUGGGCCAACUGAUUCCAAGAAUGUGGGUGCCAUGCCCACAUUGUGUGGUGCGCUGUUGAUAUAUGACCAUCCUGUGUAAAGGAUUUUUGGUAAAGGCUGUGCCAGACCACCACCAGCCAUGUCUUAACCUUGCGCCUAAUGAUAACACACUGAAACUAAUUAAUACACUAUAUAAAUUGACUACUGCUAAAUGUCCAUCUGUUACGUAUGAAUAACUGAUACAGUUGAUUCAUUCAUGUGCACACAUACAAUAGUCUUUAGUACAGCCUCCCCAGUCACUGGUCAGAAUAACUGGUUAGUCUACUGCGUAUUUAGGCCAUACAAGUCUGUUGUCAGAUAUAUAUAAUCUGCAUAAACUGUUACACUGUGUUGUCAUUUUGUAUGAUCCAUGAGGACCGAAUGUUUAGAAAUCUGUUUGACAAAUCAUUGGCACUUGUUAAAUGUUGCAUAUGAAAUACUUUUACAACUUUUAAUACAGUGUGUCCUAAAAGGUGUGUUGGAGUUUCAGAAUAUUCUGUGUAUUAAACAGAAUGUGUUACAUACAUGGAACAUGAAAUAAAUUGAAGAACAACUCAAAUAGUUUUUUCCAUAUGUUUAUCGAAGUUCUAUGUGGGCGCCAUUGGUAGCCCUGCAAACAUCUAAGCGGUAUUGCAUUUCCUACCACACUCGACCAAGAACAUCAGAAGAGACAGAUGCUGCAGCUUCUCUGUGUUUCAAAUGUUGAAUGUUUUGAAUAUGAACACUGCAGACGAUUUUCUUCACAUACCCAUAGAAAUAAGAAUCCAGGUGUGUCAGAUCUGGAGAACAUUUGCUUCCAGCCGCCCCUUCCAAUCCAGUGCCAUGGAAAUAUCUUGUCAACAAAUUCUGUAACAGUGUUUGCAUAGUGCACAGGACCACCAUCUUGCUGAAAGAUCACGUCAUCAAUUUAGGGUACUGCAAACACUACCAUCAUGUCUAUGUAAUUAUGUGAUGUCACAGUGCAUUCAACAAAAUCAUGGAGAUGUUCAUUAGUUAUAUUACAUUGUGCCAGUGGACAUGUCCCAAAACCUGAAAAGUGGCCUCAUCACUGAACAUUACAUGAUAUAAAAACUGCUGGUCCUUGUCAAUUUCGUUAAGAAUAUCCACAGCAAAAUCCUGUCUUUUGUGAUUAUCACCUGGGCAGAUUGCAUGUAACAACUCCGGUAAAACGUGGACAUUCUUCCAAAACCCUUAUGAACAGUUGUUUUUGAAAGUCCUAAUUCUUGAGCACACUUACAUGCUGAUUUCUUCGGACUGCAGAUAAAACUGUUUCGAAUAUUUUCCACUGACUUAUCGCUAACAGAUGGUCUUUCAGAACGCUGUUUGUCCAGUAGGUUUUCCAUCUCUUUCAUCUGUCUAUCCAAAUGACAAAUGCUGUUUUCAUGUGGUGGUUCUUCAUUAAACACAUACUGGUACUCAUGUUGCACUUGAGUCACAGGUUCAAAUUUUACAAGCCACAAAACAUACUGCACUUUCCUUUGGACUGUCACCAUUGAGUGAGCGUAACCUUGGAUGCAUUGUGCGUGCAACUUCUUGCCCUCUUUCACACCCAACCUUUAUCCAUGUAUCUGUCGUGUUUCGUUCCAACAAUCUAAUUGUUUGAAAACCCACCAUGACUUUUGGGAGACACUGUAUGAUAUAGAAAGGUGUAUAUGUGCUGUGGCACCCCUCGUAUAUUCUGCAUUAUGUUUAGCAUUGAGGUAUGGAUGGUGGCUUGAUUAAUUGUGAGUGUGUAAUAGAGUUAACUAUGCAAUUAUCAUGGAGUGUACAUAAUGGUUUUACAGUAAUUUAAUUCUUGUAUAUACUAUGUACAGCAUGGACUGAAAGGUAUAGCUGCUGUGAAAAUCUGUCUUAGACCUCUAGUGUAAUGGAAGAAUCACUUGGUUAUGACUCCUGUACCUCAAACACAGACAUGAGGGGAGUGUAUCCAAGGUGACACAGUGGGGGUGCAGUCUCUGUCAGCCAGAGCCAUUGCUUGGUGAGAGUUGCUUAUAGUUGUCACCCUUCAGGGUUUCCCGUGAUUCCACGUGGGAUGGCCAGAGGUAUUUGAGGGUGUUUGAUCCUUUUGUGUUUAUUCAGUUUGUGGGUCAUGUGGUACCUCAGCAGCCUCAUUAUUUCUGUCGAUGUCUGUUAUAUAAAGGAUCAAGAGAAGACAAUCUUGACCUUUUUGAUAGAGUUCAUGAUCUGCUCCCCAAACUGUAUUCUAGGGAGACACCUUGGGUACACUUAGCUACCGCCACUCAAGGUGCUAUCCUGUACUCGGCCUGUGCAGACUAGUAAUACCUGGGAAUUUCAGU
Cryptotermes secundus is the source of this 4343-nucleotide messenger RNA. Its product is annotated as T-cell activation inhibitor, mitochondrial. Lineage: Eukaryota; Metazoa; Arthropoda; Insecta; Blattodea; Kalotermitidae. The coding region runs from base 138 to 1604 and encodes 488 amino acids. The record is from RefSeq and is a predicted model, not a curated record. Gene Ontology annotation, cellular component: mitochondrion. The transcript has 10 exons.